Monopterus albus (swamp eel) is the source of this 1910-nucleotide messenger RNA. It is a transcript of the gene b3gnt7, whose product is annotated as UDP-GlcNAc:betaGal beta-1,3-N-acetylglucosaminyltransferase 7. Gene Ontology annotation, cellular component: Golgi membrane. Gene Ontology annotation, molecular function: hexosyltransferase activity; UDP-glycosyltransferase activity. Gene Ontology annotation, biological process: protein O-linked glycosylation; poly-N-acetyllactosamine biosynthetic process. The record is from RefSeq and is a predicted model, not a curated record. The transcript is spliced from 2 exons. NCBI's taxonomy places the organism in Eukaryota, Metazoa, Chordata, Actinopteri, Synbranchiformes, Synbranchidae. Bases 213 to 1478 code for a protein of 421 amino acids.
UGCAUCGCCAGGCGCAGGAGCGUUUAAGAUCUCUGCCAGCUCUGCCAACGCUAUUUGCAACAAGACUGUUUGGAUGGAAACGACUAUUUUAUGUUUUGGCCCAAAAGCCGAUGAGACAUAAAGUCAGUUACUUCCACUUUUCGGGUCUCGAUAAUCAGGAAUUUAUUGGUUUUGUUGUCUCAAAGCAGCCAUCGCACAUCGUCUAAAGCAAAAUGAUGAAAAACAGAGAUCGAUGGAGGCUGUACAAAAGUAUGAGUGUCAUGUUUUUCCUGAUUGUGGUAGCGGUGACUGUUGUCCAGAGAACGGGCAUCAAUAGGGGGGUUCCAUUCGAACUCGAGAGCCUGGCUCGCAUGGAUGUUUCUGGGGGAGUGGAGCCUGGAGCUGCACUGGAAAAGAAAGCUGGCUUUUACCAGGACAUAAAAGGCUUCUGGAAGGUGAGCAAACACCAGCAACAGUCUAAAGUUCAAGCCACCGUACAUGAACCUAGAAUCACUGAGGACAGCAGCCCCAGAGCCUGGGAUGUAACCAGCUCCAACUGUAGUGCAAACCUCAACCUGUCCAGCCAGGACUGGUUCAGGGGCCUGGAAGGUAAUUUUAAACAGUUUAUGCUUUAUCGACAUUGUCGUUACUUCCCCAUGCUCCUUAACCACCCAGAGAAGUGCACAGGGGAUAUAUAUUUGUUAAUGGUAAUUAAAUCGGUGGCUACCCAGCAUGACAGAAGGGAGGUCAUCCGAAAAACCUGGGGCAAAGAGCGGGUGGUGGAUGGAAAGAAGAUAAAAACCCUCUUCCUUCUUGGUAAACCCUCCAAUGAUGCAGAGAGGGCAAAUCAUCAGAAGCUUGUGGAGUACGAGGACUACAUCUAUGGGGAUAUCCUUGAGUGGGACUUCUUGGAUAGCUUCUUCAACCUCACACUCAAGGAGACCCACUUCCUCAAGUGGUUCCACACUUACUGCACCCGUGUACACUAUGUCUUUAAGGGGGACGAUGAUGUCUUUGUCAGUGUGGAAAACAUAUUUGAGUUCCUAGAAAGCAGCAGCCAUGAAAAGAACUUGUUUGUGGGGGAUGUGAUUUUCAAGGCUAAGCCCAUUCGUAAAAAAGAGAACAAAUACUAUAUUCCCCAUGCUUUGUAUAAUAAAACGUUCUACCCUCCAUAUGCUGGUGGAGGAGGUUUUCUGAUUGAUGGGACCCUAGCAAGGAGGCUUCAUUGGGUCGCAGACACCCUGGAGCUCUACCCCAUCGAUGAUGUCUUCUUGGGCAUGUGUCUGGAGGUGCUUCAUGUCAUGCCUGUUAAACACAAUGCCUUUAAGACUUUUGGCUUGGUGAAAAAUAAGAGCAGUAAGUUGAACCGAGAACCUUGUUUCUUUAAGAGUAUGAUUGUGGUGCACAAGCUGCUACCGUCAGAUCUCUUGCACAUGUGGAAAAUGGUCAACACAGACCUGGUCUGCACUCAGAAAGCGGAGAUCCUACGUAUAGCUUGACCAGGCAAAGGCAGCACCAACAACCUGCUGAAACUCAGUGGAUACCAACAGGAAGUACAGAAAAUGUGUGAGAAUCAAAGAAAAACAUCCCAGUAAUCUCUUCUUUAUGCAGAGAGAAGCCAUGGAUAAUAUUUGAAUUUGCUGUUUUGUGCACUAAUGCAAUUUUCAGAGGUGCUUCCUGAAAAGUCAUAUUAAUUACACUGACUUGGAAGAGUGUAUUUAUAGGGACAGGAAAGACUGACACUGUCAGUAUGCAGAUUACAGCCACAGUACAAUACACUGCAAUACAACCAAAUCUGAGCUGAAUAAAUUGCCAUUCUAAGGAGUGCACCUAUUUGUUCUAUAUUUAUAGGCUUUUAUGCUGUAGCAUAAUAUUCUAUUUUGGACCCUUGUGCAACAUUUUUUGAUGGGACCCUCCUUCUCACCUCUUUC